Messenger RNA from Amphiprion ocellaris (clown anemonefish), 12115 nucleotides. It is a transcript of the gene dnah12, whose product is annotated as dynein, axonemal, heavy chain 12. Lineage: Eukaryota; Metazoa; Chordata; Actinopteri; Pomacentridae. The record is from RefSeq and is a predicted model, not a curated record. Gene Ontology annotation, molecular function: dynein intermediate chain binding; ATP binding; minus-end-directed microtubule motor activity. The transcript is spliced from 73 exons. Gene Ontology annotation, biological process: microtubule-based movement. Gene Ontology annotation, cellular component: dynein complex.
CUACGCUGUUAACUUUAGUCUCAGGAGUUUACUUCGGCUAACUUGAACAAUUUUACGGCAGCUAUAAAUCAACUCACCAAAACGUGAAGAUACUGAAUGACAAAACAGUGGCUUUUUGCCAGGCAUGGCUACCCCACCGGAUGUUUUCAAAGCCACACCAGUGCAGGGCCUCCCAAAGUUUCCCGUCCUGCCCCCAAUUGGAGGGACGCAGCACCUGGGUGAUAUUGAGCAUGCCAUCGCAGUAAAGGAGGAGAUAGUGAAGAAGAUGGAGGCUCAGAAGAAGCUGCUGAGGCACAGGAAGAGCAAAGUGCAACAAGAGCAACUUCAUUUAAUGGUCUCUAGAGUAAUGAAGGAUUCCAGACACAGCAAGGACAGGAGAGUUGUGCGCAACCUGUCACCAGAGCCACAGUUUCCACCCUCUAUGCUUAGUGAGGAGCAGAAAAGAAGGAUGAACUACAUGUUCAUAAGGCAGUGCGUAGAGACCCGGCCAUUAGCUCCAAUCCAGCAGCAUUGGUUGGACUCCAUUGUUGCCCGAGUUCCCUCUAAACUUAGAAAGAGCCCAGAGACAAAUAAAUUACUACAGGAGCUCUGCAUGGAAGUCAGUGAUGAGUUCCGCAGUAUGAUGGUCAAACACACAGUAGGCACAGUAUUAUGUAAUCCACAGAUGGAAGGACAGAGCUCGGAAAAACAAUCAGAAAUUCUUGAUUUCUCCACGCCAUGGCAUGGUAGCUUCAUCAGAAACCGCAGGAUCAUAAAGGCACAUUUACAUAUUCUUCAUCCUGUAAUGCAAACUAUGUUGGAUAUUGGCUACACAACAUUUUCUCCACUGGUCCUAGUUGAUUUUUCAGGAUUCAGAGCAUCAGGGCCUGUGGACUGUAAGAGCCUUCAGAAUAAAAUGGCUGUCGAGUGUAAGAGGACAGAAGAUCGCAUCAUGAAUACCUGGUUUCCCAAAAUCAUCCACUUAUUAACAAACAAAGAAACACUGAAUGGAGUUAAAGAGCAGAAACUGGAUUCCUUCUACAAUUGUGCAUCCACUCUAAUAUCCAAUCAGUUGAAAUCCCUGCUUCACACAAGUGUGGAAGAGUUUGCUAGUGUGUUUCAUCCAAGCAAUCACCACUGCUUGCCAAUCUUUCGUAUGGCUUUGACAUUUGAUGAUGAAAAGAUGGAAAUUUACCCCACCUUACAAGAUCUGGAAUUGGCAGUUUUUGAAAUUCUUAAUGCCAUCACACAUACACUACAGAAGGUACAGACUGUCCAGUCUUGGUUGGCACAAACCACAUCUUCAUUUGUGGAUGCUACGGUGGCUGAUCACAUCCUUGCUCAAGCUCGGGUUACUGUGAAAGACGCUGUGCGCAAAAAUCUAGAAGAACCUGACAAACAUUUCCAGAGCUAUGUUGAGAGCUAUGACUGGCUUGCCAAUGGAACUGCACAGGCUCAAGUAAAGAAGUUUAUGGAAGAGGAACACUCUUUUGAUGAGUACACUAAGCAAGUGAAGGAGUUUCGUGCUCUGACAAAGGAGAUUGUCAGUCUCCCUUCAAAAGCCCGCUUCACAAUGGUCCAUCUGGACUGUGAAGAGCUGAAACAAGGGCUGGCCAACAAAGCCAAAACCUAUGCUGAAAUGCUUCUGAAUAAACUGGUCACCAGCCACCGUGAGCUAAAUCUACAGAUUUGCAAUGAGUUUGAAACCAUCAGAGAGAAAGCUCUUAAGGUCCCAGAGAAUACAGAGCAAAUGGCUGAGAUGGAUGAAUAUAUAAAUUUCACUAAGACAAAGGGUUCUGCAGAACUUACUGAAAAAAUAAAGGAAGCCCACUGCAGACUUGACUAUCUCCUGAAUGCCCACAUCAUUGAUCCUGAAGAUCUGGAGCUUAAUUCAACAGUUUUUCUCUGGCCAAAAAACAUCCUUGAUGUAUUUGAACUCAGUGAUGAGGUGAUGCAGAAGGCCAAGAAGGAAGGGGAGCAAGAACUAAAUGCUAAGAGAGAACAAUUAAUUGUGCAGCUGGAAAAAUUGGGACACAGGAUAGAAGAGUUCCCAUAUUGCUCUGAGCUGGAUAUGAUGCAGCAGUAUGUUGCAGAUGUCAGAUUAGUACAGAAACUUCUCCAGGAGGUGGAAGACAAUAUUGUCCUCAUUAACAAAGAGGAGGCCUUCCACAAAAUGGAACCAACAAGUUACCCAGAAGUUCUCGUCAUCAAGGAGAGUACUGAGCCGUACCAGAAGCUGUUUGGAUUUGUCCUGAAGUGGCAGCACACAGAAAAUGGAUGGAUGAAUGGUUCAUUCCAGGACUUGAAUGGCGAGACCAUGGAGGUAAAAGUGGAUGAAUUCUUUCGGGAGGGUUUCAAGAUGCUUAAGUUUUUCCAACAGAAACAGAAUAAGGCUGCACAAGAGAUGGAGAAGAUUUCGGGGACUAAGAGAAAACCUAGUGAGGAUGACCCAAAGAAGCAGGAGAGCCCCACAAUAACUCUGUGUUCCACCAUAAUGGAACAGAUCAAAGAGUUCAAGGAGCAUAUCCCUCUAGUGUCCAUCUUGUGUAACCCAGGUAUCAGAACCCGCCACUGGGACCAGAUGUCAGCGAUAGUUGGGUAUAACCUUAAUCCUGAGUCUGGCACAACCCUACAGAAAGUUCUCAAACAAAACUUUGCUCCUUACCUGAACGAAUUUGAAUCCAUCAGUGCUGCUGCUAGUAAAGAGUUUGCGCUGGAAAAGGCUAUGCAAGCCAUGGUACAUGUUUGGGAUGAAACUUCCUUCCACCAUCAACCUUACAGGGAGACUGGGGUGUCCGUCUUGACAGCCUUGGAUGAUAUUCAGACAGUGUUAAAUGACCAAAUUGUGAAGACUCAGACUAUGAGAGGCUCGCCAUUCAUUAAACCCUUUGAAAAUGCAAUCAAGUCGUGGGAGGAGCGUCUGCUUCGUAUCCAGGAUACCAUAGAUGAGUGGCUGAAAGUGCAGUCCCAGUGGCUUUAUCUGGAGCCCAUCUUCUCAUCUCAGGACAUCAUGCAGCAGAUUCCAGAAGAGGGACGACUUUUCCAAACUGUUGACAGAAACUGGAGAGAGGUCAUGAGACACUGUGUUAAGGACCCUAAGAUUCUGCCAGCAACCUCGCUACCUGGUUUGCUAGAGAAACUGCAAGAUUCCAGUGCCCUCCUUGAUAACAUUAUGAAGGGUUUAAAUUCCUAUCUGGAGAAGAAACGUCUCUUUUUUCCUCGGUUCUUCUUCUUGUCUAAUGAUGAAAUGUUGGAGAUUCUAUCUGAGACCAAGGACCCACUGCGAGUUCAACCACAUCUGAAGAAGUGCUUUGAGGGUAUUUCUAAAUUGGACUUCCUACCCAAUUUGGACAUCCAGGCAAGGCAGUGACACAUAUUGCUAUUGUUAAAUGACACUGUGUGUUGAUUAUGUGGUAUUAAACUGCACAUUGUUCUUGCCUAGGCCAUGUAUAGCAGUGAGGGGGAGCGUGUUCCACUAAUCCAGCACAUCUCUACUUCUGAAGCCAAAGGAGCUGUGGAGAAGUGGCUGGUUCAGGUGGAGGAUGUGAUGCUUCGUAGUGUCAGAGAUGUAAUAGCCCGGUCCAGAGUGGCCUACGCUCAGACUGCAAGGAACCAGUGGGUCAAGGAGUGGCCUGGGCAGGUGGUGCUCUGCACUUCACAGAUUUUCUGGACUUUGGAGGUUCAUGAGGCCAUCAGUGCAGGGGCUGAUGGUUUAAAGAACUACUAUAAGCAACUCCAGAGUCAGCUGAAUGACAUUGUAGAGCUGGUGAGGGGAAAGCUUCCCAAGCAAACACGGAUUACUUUGGGAGCACUGGUCACAAUCGAUGUCCAUGCCAGGGAUGUAGUCAUGGAGCUUAUUGAGAAAGGUGUGUCACAUGAAACUGACUUCCAAUGGCUCGCCCAGCUACGUUACUACUGGAGCAAUGACAAUGUUCGUGUUCGCAUAAUCAAUUGUGAUGUUAAGUACGCCUAUGAGUACCUGGGGAACUCUCCACGUCUGGUCAUCACCCCUCUGACUGACCGAUGCUACCGAACGCUGAUCGGAGCUUUCUACUUGAACUUGGGUGGUGCACCUGAGGGUCCAGCUGGAACAGGGAAGACAGAAACCACCAAGGAUCUAGCAAAAGCUCUUGCUGUACAGUGUGUGGUCUUUAACUGUUCAGACGGACUGGAUUAUCUCGCUAUGGGAAAAUUUUUUAAAGGUCUAGCUUCAUCUGGUGCGUGGGCAUGCUUUGAUGAAUUCAACCGUAUUGAGCUGGAGGUGCUGUCUGUAGUGGCUCAGCAAGUUCUCUGCAUCCAGAGAGCCAUUGAGCUGAAGCUGGAGUACUUUGACUUUGAAGGAACCAUGCUUAAACUCAAUCCCAACUGCUUUGUGUCCAUAACAAUGAACCCUGGUUAUGCAGGACGCUCAGAACUCCCAGACAAUCUCAAGGUGUUGUUCCGAACAGUGGCCAUGAUGGUCCCCAACUAUGCACUGAUUGCAGAGAUCUCUUUGUAUUCAUACGGCUUCCUCAAUGCCAAACCACUCUCAGUGAAGAUAGUGAUGACCUACAGGCUUUGUUCAGAACAACUCUCCUCUCAGUUCCAUUAUGAUUAUGGCAUGAGGGCUGUCAAAGCAGUGCUUGUAGCUGCAGGAAACCUCAAGCUCAAGUAUCCGGAUGAGAAUGAGGACAUUCUGCUCCUGAGAUCCAUAAAGGACGUUAAUGAGCCCAAGUUUCUCUCUCAUGAUAUUCCGCUGUUCAAUGGAAUCACCAGCGAUUUGUUCCCAGGCAUCUCCCUUCCAAAGGCUGACUAUAAGCUGUUUCUAGAGGCUGCCGAAGAGUGCUGUAAAAAUCACAACGUACAGCCAACAGAGGUCUUCUUACAAAAGAUGAUCCAGACAUAUGAGAUGAUGAUAGUUAGACAUGGGUUCAUGCUGGUGGGAGAGCCCUUUGCUGGAAAGACUAAAGUGCUACACGUUCUAGCUGAUGCUCUGACUCUCAUGAAUGAGAGUGGGGAUGGUCUGGAGGAGAAGGUCAUCUUCAGGACAUUGAACCCAAAGUCCAUUACCAUGGGGCAGCUCUUUGGACAGUUUGACCCGGUUUCCCAUGAGUGGACAGACGGAAUUGUUGCCAACACAUUUCGUGAGUUUGCGUCAGCUGACACGCCAUACCGCAAAUGGGUGGUGUUUGAUGGUCCUAUAGAUACACUGUGGAUUGAAAGCAUGAACACUGUGCUGGACGACAACAAAAAGUUGUGCCUGAUGAGUGGUGAGAUCAUUCAGAUGUCCAGUCAGAUGAGUCUCAUUUUUGAAGCAAUGGAUCUCUCACAGGCUUCUCCUGCUACAGUCAGUCGAUGUGGUAUGAUCUACAUGGAGCCAUCUCAGCUGGGCUGGAAUCCCUUGGUGAUCUCCUGGAUGAACACUCUUCCUGAUGCUCUGCAAACUGCUGACUGUCGCUCCCUGCUGCUGGAGCUCUUCCACUGGCUCGUGCCACCUGCCCUUACGAUGCUGCGUAAACACUGCAGAGAAGUUGUUUCCACUAGUGACAGUAACACUGUGCUGUCCUUGUGCCGACUCUUUGAGAUGCUGCUCACUGAACCUGUGAAAACAGAACCUGGGGAUAAAAAUAUUCGCACUUGGAUCAUGGCAGCCUUUGCAUUCUCCCUGGUGUGGUCUGUGGGUGGCAGCUGUGACGCAGACAGCAGAGAGAAGUUCAGUGAGUUCUUCAGGGUGAUGGUUUCAGGAAAAACAAAAGAACAUCAGAUCCCUGAAACAGUGGGAAAAUGGGAGUGUCCAAUAGAUGAGAAAGGCCUGGUCUAUGACUAUUUUUAUGAGUUUAAAGGAAAAGGCAACUGGGUUCACUGGAAUGAUGCCAUUAAAAGUGUCAACCUGGGAGACAAAAACACCAAAGUGCAAGAGAUCAUUGUACCUACCAUUGACACAGUUCGCUACACCUACUUGAUGGACCUCUGCAUCAGCUAUGGAACCCCUUCCCUGUUCGUUGGUCCUACUGGCACUGGGAAGUCACUAUAUGUAAAGGAGAAACUGAUGAACAAUCUGGACAAAGAUUGCUAUCUGCCCUUCUUUAUCAAUUUUUCAGCACGCACUAGUGCAAACCAAACCCAGAAUAUCAUCAUGUCCAGGUUAGAUAAGAGAAGGAAGGGGGUAUUUGGGCCCCCCAUAGGAAAAAAGUGUGUCAUCUUUGUAGAUGACAUGAACAUGCCAGCACUGGAACAGUUUGGAGCACAGCCUCCUGUGGAGCUUCUUCGACAGUACAUAGACCAUGGAAACUGGUAUGACCUGAAGGAUACCUCCGGGAUCACUCUUGUUGACCUCCAGCUCAUCUCAGCUAUGGGUCCCCCUGGUGGUGGAAGAAAUGCCGUAACAUCUCGCUUCUUGCGGCAUUUUAACAUUUUUAGCAUUAAUGCCUUCAGUGAUGACACCAUGGUUUGCAUUUUCUCCAACAUUGUUGCCUUCUAUCUCAAAAAUAAUGAAUUUCCGCCUGAAUAUUUCACUGUUGGCAGCCAAAUAGUGACAGCCACAAUGGAAGUGUAUAAGAGAGCAAUGGAGAACCUGCUUCCAACUCCAGCCAAGUCUCACUACACCUUCAACCUACGGGACUUCUCACGUGUUAUUCAAGGUUGUCUGCUGCUGAAGAAGGAAUCUCUGGAGAACAAACGCACUGUGAUACGGCUGUUUGUCCAUGAGGUCUUCCGUGUCUAUUAUGACCGCCUGGUGGAUGAUAAAGAUCGAGCAUGGCUCUACAAGCUGAUGAAUAGCAUCCUCAAAGAUCACUUUAAAGAGUCCUUUGACCAGGUCUUUGACCACCUGAAACAAGGCAGUAAACUUGUUGAGGAAGACAUGCGAAAUCUUCUGUUUGGUGAUUAUAUGAACCCUGAGCUGGAAGAUGAUGAGCGCUUGUACACUGAGGUGCCCUCAAUGGAUACCUUUGCUCAGGUGGUAGAGUCAUGUCUUGACGAAUACAACCAGAUGCACAAAAAUCGAAUGCACCUCGUCAUCUUCCGCUAUGUCUUGGAGCACCUGUCCCGUAUCAGUCGUGUAUUAAAGCAGCCAGGAGGCAACGCCCUGCUAGUGGGAGUGGGAGGCAGUGGACGCCAGUCCAUCACCCGCCUGGCCACGUCUAUGGCCCACAUGACCAUGUUCCAGCCUGAGAUCUCUAAGAGCUAUGGCAUGACUGAGUGGAGAGAUGACCUCAAGAUGCUGCUGAAAAAUGCUGGGGUGAAAGGACAGAAAACCGUGUUUUUGGUAACUGAUGCUCAGAUUAAAGAUGAGGCCUUUCUAGAAGAUGUGGACAGCGUCUUGAAUACCGGAGAGGUGCCCAAUUUGUUUGCCAUCGACGAAAAACAAGAGAUCAUGGAGUCAUUACGUCCCAUAGCCCAGGCUGGUAAUAAGAGUUUGGAGUUGAGCCCUUUGACCCUGUUUGCCUUCUUCGUGGCACGCUGUAGAGAGAACCUGCAUAUUGUUGUGGCCUUCAGUCCCAUUGGAGAUGCCUUUCGAAAUCGCCUCCGCCAAUUUCCAUCUCUUAUUAACUGCUGUACCAUUGACUGGUACCAGCCAUGGCCAGAGGAAGCUCUUGAGCGAGUAGCUAACUCCUUCCUGGAGUCACUGGAGAUGAGUGAAAACGAGAGGCGGGAGGUCAUACCCAUCUGUAAAACAUUUCAUACAUUUGUCAAACAGCUCUCACAGAGAUUCCUCUCUGAGCUAGGUCGACAUAAUUAUGUGACUCCCACAUCCUACCUGGAGCUGAUUGCAGCAUUCCGUCUACUACUCACUCAGAAAAGACAAACUGUUAUGAAGGCAAAACAGAGGUAUACCGAUGGUCUGGAUAAACUAGCCUUCGCUGAAUCUCAGGUGAAUGAGAUGAAAAAGGAACUAGUAGACCUACAACCCAAACUGGAACAGGCAAAGAUUGACAACACCAAAAUGAUGAAGGUAAUUGAAGUGGAGUCUGUGGAGGUGGAAGCCAAGAGUAAAAUUGUGCGUGUUGAUGAGGAGGCGGCAACUGUAGAAGCAAAUGAGGCUCGGGCACUAAAGAAUGAGUGUGAGAGUGACUUGGCUGAAGCUAUUCCUGCCCUGGAGGCUGCUCUCUCUGCUUUAAACACUUUAAAGCCCUCUGAUGUUACAAUUGUGAAAGCGAUGAAAAAUCCCCCAUCAGGGGUAAAGCUGGUGAUGGCAGCUGUAUGCGUGAUGAAGGAUCUAAAGCCAGAUAAGAUACCUGACCCAGCUGGGACUGGCAAAAAGAUUUUUGACUUCUGGGGUCCAAGCAAGAAGCUACUGGGUGAUAUGAACUUUUUACGAGAUCUUAAAGAAUAUGACAAAGACAAUAUUCCUGUCCCCGUGAUGCAAAAAAUUCGUAGUGAGUACAUGACUAAUCCUGACUUUGACCCCAGUGUCGUGGUAAAAGCCUCCUCUGCAGCAGAGGGUCUGUGCAAAUGGAUCAAAGCAAUGGAGGUGUAUGACAGGGUGGCAAAGGUCGUAGCCCCUAAGAAGGCCAACCUUGCAGAGGCACAGGAGUCCCUAGCUGCUACCAUGGCCCUGUUGGACCAGAAAAGGGCUGAAUUAAAGGAGGUUGAGGACCGCUUGGCUGCCCUCCAGAAAACUUUUGAGGAGAAAACAGAGGAGAAGGCCCAGUUAGAGUUCCAGGUGGAUUUGUGUGCCAGGAAGCUGGAGAGGGCAGAAAAACUAAUUGGCGGUCUUGGUGGGGAGAAGACCAGAUGGUCUGAAGCAGCAGAUGACCUGCAAAACACAUAUGACAACUUGACUGGAGAUGUUCUUAUCUCUGCUGGUGUUAUUGCAUACUUGGGGGCUUUCACUGCCGGCUUCAGACAGGACUGCACCAAGCUAUGGACCAAACUCUGCCAAUCUAAGAACAUUCCAUCGUCAGAUGACUUCUCUCUCAGUAAAACCCUGGGAGAUCCUAUUAAGAUCAGAGCUUGGAACAUUGCAGGCCUUCCCAGUGACUCUUUCUCUAUCGACAAUGGUGUCAUUGUCAGCAGUUCACGUAGAUGGCCUUUGAUGAUUGAUCCCCAGGGUCAAGCCAACAAAUGGGUAAAGAAUUCUGAGAAAGAUAACAACCUGAGUGUAAUCAAGUUAACAGAUGGGGACUACAUGAGAACUCUGGAAAACUGUAUUCAGUUUGGAACACCCUUGUUGCUGGAAAAUGUAGGGGAAGAGCUGGACCCUUCUCUGGAACCACUGCUGCUCAAACAAACCUUCAAACAAGGUGGUGUGGAUUGCAUCAGGCUUGGGGAAAGUGUGAUUGAGUACUCCAGUAAUUUCCGUUUCUACAUCACCACAAAACUCAGGAACCCCCACUACCUGCCAGAACUGGCUACCAAAGUGUCUCUGCUCAAUUUCAUGAUAACUCCAGAGGGCUUGGAGGACCAGCUGCUGGGGAUUGUAGUGGCCAAGGAGAGGCCAGAACUGGAAGAGGAGAGAAAUGCAUUAAUCCUGCAGUCAGCGGCCAAUAAGAGGCGACUAAAGGAGAUUGAAGACGAGAUCCUGGAGACCCUGCAGUCCUCUGAGGGGAAUAUUCUGGAGGAUGAAUGUGCCAUUCAGAUUUUAGACUCAGCAAAGCUCAUGUCCAAUGAGAUUACAAAGAAACAGCAGAUUGCAGAGAAGACAGAGAUCAAGAUAGCAGAGUCCAGAGAGGGUUACAGAGCUAUUGCCAAACACUCAUCCAUCCUGUUCUUCAGUAUUGCUGAUCUGACCAGCAUAGACCCCAUGUACCAGUAUUCGCUCAGCUGGUUUGUCAACCUCUACAUUAAUUCUAUACAAAACAGUAACAAGUCCAAGAUUCUGGAGAGGAGGCUUCAGCACCUAAUUGAUCAUUUCACCUAUAACCUGUACUGCAACGUCUGUCGUUCUCUGUUUGAGAAGGACAAACUUCUCUUCUCAUUCCUUCUUUGCUGCAAGCUACUACUAGCAAAAGAGGAGAUAGAAUACUCUGAUUUCAUGUUCUUGCUGACUGGGGGAGUGGGCCUGCAGAACACCAUUGCUAACCCUGACCCCAGCUGGUUACAGGACAAGAGCUGGGAUGAAAUCUGCAGAGCCAAUGAACUACCUGGCUUACAAGGAAUAAAAGAGGCUUUCAUCAAGAGCCUAGGAGACUUCAAGCCCAUUUAUGACAGUAAAGAGCCAUGCAAUGUUGCUCUGCCUGCACCAUGGUGUGAAAAACUCAAUGACCUGCAGAAGAUGAUCAUUGUUCGCUGUCUGCGGCCUGACAAGAUAGUCCCAGCUGUGACUAAAUAUGUGACCGGGAGUCUGGGGAAGAGAUUUGUCCAGCCUCCUCCCUUUGACCUCAGCAAGAGCUAUCUGGACUCCAACUGCACCACCCCACUUGUGUUUGUGCUGUCUCCAGGAGCUGAUCCAAUGGCUAGCUUACUGAAGUUUGCCAGUGACAAGAACAUGGGUGGUGCCAAGUUCCAGUCAAUCUCUCUGGGUCAGGGCCAGGGGCCCAUUGCUGCUAAGAUGAUAUCCACAGCCAUGCAGGAUGGAACAUGGGUGUGUUUGCAGAACUGUCACCUCGCCGUUUCCUGGAUGUCCACUCUAGAGAAAAUUUGUGAGGACUUCAGUCUUGCAACAUGCCACCAGGACUUCCGCCUCUGGCUCACAAGCUACCCUUCAUCCAAGUUUCCAGUGACCAUCCUGCAGAAUGGAGUGAAAAUGACAAAUGAGCCUCCUACAGGACUCCGGCUCAACCUGCUACAAUCUUACUUGUCGGAUCCUGUUUCUGAUCCAGACUUCUUCAAUAACUGUCCCAAUAAGGAGAUGAUUUGGGAGAAGCUCCUCUAUGGAUUGUGCUUCUUCCAUGCUCUUGUUCAGGAGAGGAAAAAGUUUGGUCCACUAGGCUGGAAUAUUCCUUAUGGUUUCAACGAUUCUGACCUCCGUAUAAGUAUCAGACAGUUACAGCUAUUUGUGAAUGAAUAUGAUGAGGUGCCGUUGGAAGCCAUAACGUAUCUGACUGGGGAGUGUAACUAUGGUGGACGCGUGACAGAUGACUGGGAUAGGCGGCUCUUGAUGACAAUCUUGGCUGACUUUUACAACAAGGACAUCAUUGUAACGUUUCGUUACCCUUUUUCACCUAGUGGAGAAUAUUUUUCCCCACCUAAAUCAGCCUAUGACGACUAUGUUCUCUUUAUCAAGGAACUUCCAUUCAGUCAGCAUCCAGAGGUGUUUGGGAUGCAUGAAAAUGUUGACAUUUCUAAAGACUUGCAGCAGACCAAAGUGCUGUUUGAUUCGCUGCUGCUUACCCAGGGUGGAGGGGCAAAAGGAGGGGCUACCUCUGGGAGCGAUAACACCCUGUACGAUAUUGCGAAUGACAUCCUUACCAAGCUACCAGUCAAUUUUGACACAGAAGCAGCUCUGUUGAAGUUUCCAGUGCUGUACGAAGAAAGUAUGAACACGGUCCUCGUCCAAGAGAUGGAGCGAUACAAUGUGUUGUGUAGUACGAUUCGUGUGAGUCUCCAGAACCUGUUGAAGGCUAUUAAGGGCUUGGUGGUGAUGGAUGCAGAGCUUGAGGCGGUUGCAGGCAGUUUGAUGGUGGGGAAGGUUCCAGAAAAAUGGGCCAAGCGCUCUUACCCAAGCCUGAAGCCCCUGGGCAGUUACAUUACCGACUUUCUCUCAAGGCUCAAGUUUUUGCAAGUUUGGUAUGACACCAGUAAGCCCAGUGUGUUCUGGCUGUCUGGCUUCUUCUUCACUCAAGCCUUCCUUACUGGGGCUAUGCAGAACUAUGCCAGGAAAUACCAGAUCCCCAUUGACCUGCUAGGCUUUGAUUUUGAGGUUCUUCCAAUUGAUGAGUCAAACACAGCACCUGAGGAUGGCGUUUACAUUAAUGGAUUGUUUCUGGAUGGAGCUCGAUGGGACAAAAUAAGUGGUGCUCUGGCUGAGCAGCUCCCCAAAGUCCUAUUUGACUUGAUGCCCAUCAUCUGGAUAAAACCUACUGAAAAGAAAAGCAGCGAUCAGCCUAAGAAACUGUAUGUUUGUCCUCUCUACAAGACCAGUGAGAGGAAGGGCACACUGUCUACCACCGGCCACUCCACCAAUUUUGUCAUUUCCAUGAUGUUGCCCAUCGACAAGCGUCCGCAACACUGGAUUAAGCGCGGUGUAGCCCUGCUCUGCCAGCUUGAUGACUGA